Molecule: messenger RNA, 1383 nt
Organism: Ricinus communis (castor bean)
Lineage: Eukaryota; Viridiplantae; Streptophyta; Magnoliopsida; Malpighiales; Euphorbiaceae
Product: 2-oxoglutarate-dependent dioxygenase 19
Exons: 4
Coding region: 188-1216 (342 amino acids)
Source: RefSeq, a predicted model, not a curated record
CCUACCGCCGUUAAAUUAUAGUUUAUAGUUUUCGUUUUAAAUUAUAGUGGUGCUAGGGCUGCAUUAAUCUAUUUAAGCCUUUGCGUUCUAUUCAUGCAUGCAGGUUGCUGAUUCCUUAAUUAAUUUUCUCUCUUUUCUCUUUGUUAUCUUCUUUUUUUUUGUUUUGUCUUAACAAAGACAUAUACAAAUGGCUCAAGAAAUCGUUCAAGAGGCUUGCCGAUUCAACAGCAUGACCUCUAUGGUCCACCUCUCCAAUCCCGCAAAUUCAAUCGGCUACUCCAUUUCGGCUGUUGAUGAAGAAAUCCCUACGGUUAACUACUGCAUGCUCUUCUCCGGUGAUCCUCAUCAACGGUCUAUUGCCAUCGAGCAGCUCAGCAAAGCAUGCGAAGAAUAUGGAUUUUUCUAUCUGGUAAACCAUGGAGUACCAGAUGGCGUAAUUGAAGGUGCACUGAAGGGAAUUGCUGAUUUCUUCGAACUGACAGAGGAGGAAGAGAGGAGACAGUACAAGAAAAAAGAUCCAACUGAUAGGAUUAUAUGGGACCAGAAUUACCAUGCUGAUCAAAAUAGGGAAUACCUGAAGAUUGUGGCACACCCUCAAUUUCAUUGCCCUAAUAAACCUGUUGGCUUCAGUGAGGCCUUAGAAGAGUACUUCAAGAGAUUCAACGAUGUAAAAAUUGGGUUAGCGAGGGCAAUAUCAAAGGUCCUGGGGUUUGAAGAAAACUAUAUAGAAAAGGCCAUUAAGCUGGAAACAGGAUUUGAUGUAGCUGCAAUGAAUGUGUAUCCACCUAAUUUUCAGUCAAAAGGUUCCAUUGGAGUCCCUUCUCAUACCGACCCUGGCUUCUUUGUUUCACUAAUCCAAGAUGUCGAUGGUGGCCUCCAAGUUUUAUCCCAUAAUGGAAAGUGGAUCAACAUCUACAUACCUCGCAAUGCUUUUUUAAUUCAACUUGGCGAUCAUCUUGAGAUUCUUACCAACGGCAAGUACAAGAGUCAUAUUCAUCGCGUAGUUGUAGAAAAGAACGAGCUUAGAAGAAUCUCCUUAGCCACUCUCCACGGACCAGAUCUCAAUACAUUUGUGGCUCCGGCAGUGGAGAUUGUCGAUGAGUUUCAUCCACCAGCUUACAGGGGGAUGACCUACAAAGAUUUCUUGGAAGCUAAUGGUCAUAGUGAGAUUGAAGUGCAAUCAUGCCUUGAGCAACUUAGGCUUGGAACUAUCUAAUUGAAUUACUAUGUAAACGCUUCAUGAUAAAUAAUGUGGUGGCUUGUCUAAUAUGUGGUUAGAAAAAGAAUAAGAUUCCAGUGGAUUAGAAAUUUAUGUAAUGGAAUGCAGGUUCUGUCAUGAUUCAUAUUAAGCCUAUAUUAAUAAAGAAAAAGAGUUGUAAACCA